Molecule: messenger RNA, 2346 nt
Organism: Lytechinus variegatus (green sea urchin)
Lineage: Eukaryota; Metazoa; Echinodermata; Echinoidea; Temnopleuroida; Toxopneustidae
Exons: 13
Coding region: 288-1736 (482 amino acids)
Biological process (GO): lipid metabolic process
Molecular function (GO): phosphoric diester hydrolase activity
Source: RefSeq, a predicted model, not a curated record
GAUGACGAUGAUGGUGAGAAAGUUGGUCAUGAUCGGCAUUUUAUCUCCUUGAAUUCUUGUCUUAUCUUUAUCACACUGCCACACGAAAUAUAAGCAACAAAACUAUAUGUAAGUGACUUCUUAUUUACGCCCCUGGUCGAAACAAGAUAAAUCUUGAUUGCAUGUCCACACCCUUAUUCAGAUUCGAACUUUGGAUAAGAUUGUUUGCUUGAUCGGACUAUCAUUGAAAUACGUUAUACCUUACAAACACAGUAUUCAAUCAGUUUGACGAUUCGAAUGAUCUUAACAUGGCGCAGGUUCCAGUUCAGAAGUAUUUUCUCGGAUUUUUCAUUAUUUUCCAGGUUAUUUUGGGCUAUCAUACAGCUUUAAGUGCAGAUUGCCAAGGAUUAAGCUCAGAAGUAACAUGUACGUGUGAUGAUUUUGGUCAUUGUGAGAGAGGAACAGUACAAGUAGACCCAUGGCUGCAAAAUACACUCAGGACACAGAUGGAUGUACAGCUCGAUGUACCGUUCAACCAUGCCCAGUUAUUAGACGCACACAAUGCAUAUAAUACCAGACCGUAUGGAUUUUUAUACGGGGCAAACGAUACAUGUUUGUGGCCGCCCCCAUACGACCCAAGUCUGUGCAUCGGGAUUGCUAACCAGGAGUUCAGUUUGACGGACCUUCUCAACAUGGGAAUCAGGGGGAUUGAACUCGAUAACUGGUUUUGCGAAGAUGAGAUGCGCAUUGCUCAUCUUGGGACCGACAUUGCUACGUUAUGUAACAGACGUCACGUGGUAUUUUCUGAACCCGUUGCCGAGAUUGGGGCGUGGCUAGACAAUCACGAGGGCGAAUUCGUCAGAAUCUACAUGAAUGAAAAGUUUGACCAGGGUAAUGAUGCAGAAGUGAACGGGCCAUUCGAACGUUUCCUUGGUGAUCGAGUAUUAACACCGGCCAACCUUAAAAACGACUACAACAACGAGUGGCCGACACUAAGGACCAUGCGAGAAGAUGGUAAGAGUGUAGUGAUUGCCCAUAUUGCAACGGCGGGAACUGGUGAUUAUUACCUCCACCAAGGAAAGUUUAUCCAUCCCGGUUUCUGGAAGGACAAAAAACGAAAUGAGUUCUCUAAUUAUCCACAAUGUGGAGGUAAGAACGCAACGAAUGCUCUUCGUUUCUACAGUGACAGUACUCAUUAUUUACUCGAUAACGAAUACAUUGAUGGUCCGACACGCGUCGGGAUCAUCGAUGACUUUAGCGAGUUUAUCAAGUGUGGGAUCCAGUUUCCCGCCGGUGAUCAGGUUCAUCCUCAGCUGAUGGAGACGGCAGCCUAUACAUGGGCUAAAGGAGAACCAGCGACGCCGAUCACCGAUUCGACGUCGUGUAUCAUGCUCAGUGGCACUGAUAAUCGUUGGUAUACACCGUCAGACUGCAAUCAAGAACUCUAUUACGCAUGUCAGAAUGUCUUUGAUACAGAAGACUGGACAUUGAGUGUAUCCGUCGGAAGUUAUGACGUAAACACACAAGCAUGCCCAGAUGGAUACAGAUUCGCGCUACCUCAAAAUGGAUUCCAACAUCAAAAGAUGUUGGAAGCUAUUGAUGGUGCUGACGUUUGGCUCAACGUUGCUCCUCUUCUCGAUGACUACCAGCCACCGGUACUGCCUACCACAGCACCAACGGAGGGUGGAGCUCAGAAAGUCACCGUGGUCAUAUCCGUGGUCGUCCUCGCUGCAGCAUCCGCACUUUUCAUCCUAUAGAAUCCAGUCGUGAUCACUCGAGGGUGUUGAGAAUUUUUUUUUACAUGGACAUCUGUUUCAAUAUUUAGUUAUUUUGUCAAUUACUGUAUUUUUUGUUUUAUUGAGGGAGAUGAGUAGAGCUACCAAUAUUUGGGGGCGGCGCCACAUGGGCACAUGGUACUGGCAAGAACCUGGCAAUGGAUGGUUAUCUAUUGUUACCUGGGGUGCUGUAACAAUGCUCAGCACCCUAGGUGACAAUAUAAUAAUCAUCCAUUUCAAGGCCCCUGCCCCUGUGGUAGAGGGAAAAGAAAUGUAAAAAAUGAAGAAUUGGUUGUAUACAAUUCCAUACUACCCGUGUAAUAAUUCAAGUGAGAAAAAAUAUAACGUCAUUUUUGGGUAUCCCCCAAUUAAUAUACCCUAGCACUGCCCUGUCAUUUUUUUUCUUUCAGAAUUGGUUUCCUAUGUCACUGGUUGAAUAAUUUGUAUUGGCAAUUUCUAUGUAUGGCUGAAGUAUUUAUCAGUUUUAUCACUCCUAUCUUUUAACAAGGCAGAGAAACAGGCCGGCAUUACACGACUUGUACUCUAAGUCUAAGGGUCUGAAAACAAGUAUUCAACCUCUUUGAACGUAUCU